AUGAAUUACAAUGAGCUAAGUGAAAUUCCGUAUUUUGGAGAAACAACUUCCAAUAUAACUCUUCUCUCGCUGGUACACAAUACCAUUCCAGAAAUAAACGCUGAGCAACUCCAAGUUUACCUUUCAUUGGAAAGUCUAGACCUCAGUUCUAACCUUAUCUCAGAAAUUAAAGCUUCUUCUUUUCCGCGGAUGCAGCUGAAGUACCUGAAUCUGAGUAACAACAGAAUAACCACUCUCGAAGCAGGCUGUCUCGAUAACUUAUCUAGCUCACUGAUGGUGGUAAAGCUGAACAGGAAUAGGAUUAGCGUGAUUCCCCCAAAGAUCUUCAAAUUGCCACACGUGCAGUUUCUGGAACUGAAAAGGAACCGGAUUAAAAUAGUGGAAAGUCUCACGUUCCAAGGACUGGAGUCCUUAAAGUCCUUGAAGAUGCAGCGCAAUGGGAUUAGCAGACUGAUGGAUGGAGCGUUCUUUGGCCUGGGCAAUAUAGAAGAGUUAGAACUGGAACAUAAUAAUUUAACAGAAGUAAACAAGGGCUGGCUGUAUGGUCUGCGGACAUUGCAACAACUCUACGUUAGCCAGAAUGCCAUUAACAGGAUCAGCCCAGAUGCAUGGGAGUUCUGCCAAAGGCUUUCUGAGCUAGACCUGUCGUACAACCAGCUCACUCGCCUCAAGGAGUCGGCCUUCGUGGGACUUGGUCUACUGGAGAAACUCAACCUGGGCGACAAUCGCAUCAGUCACAUUGCUGACGGUGUGUUCAGAGGGCUGACAAAUCUUCGAACCUUGGACCUGCGGAACAACGAGAUCUCCUGGGCCAUAGAAGAUGCAACUGAAGCGUUCGUGGGGCUCGGCAGGCUGGAUAAGCUAAUCCUGCAAGGAAACCAGAUUAAGUCAAUUACCAAAAAAGCAUUCUCUGGUCUUGAAGGACUCGAGCAUCUAGACUUGAGCAACAACGCAGUCAUGUCCAUCCAAGAAAAUGCCUUUGCCCAGGCUCAGCUGAAGGAGCUAGUUUUGAACACGAGCAGCUUGCUGUGCGACUGCCAGCUGAAGUGGCUGCCGCAGUGGCUCGCGGACAGGCGCCUGCUGCAGGGCAUCACCGUCAGCUGCGCCCAUCCCGAGUGGCUGGCAGGACAGAGCCUCCUCAGCGUGGACCCCGACGGCUUCGUCUGCGAUAAUUUCCCUAAGCCGCAGAUAAGAGUGCAUCCCGAGACCACGAUUGCUCUGCGAGGCACCAAUGUGACGCUGACGUGCACGGCCGUGAGCAGCAGCGACUCUCCCAUGUCCACGGCCUGGCGCAAGGACAGCGAGGUGCUUUACGAUGCCGAGGUGGAGAACUUUGCCAGGUAUCAGCAGCAGAGCGGGGAGCUGGUGGAGUACACCACUGUCCUGCACCUCUUCAACGUGAACUUCACUGAUGAAGGGAAGUACCAGUGCAUCGUCACCAAUCACUUUGGCUCCAAUUACUCCAACAAAGCCAAGCUGACUGUCAAUGAGCUGCCUUCCUUCCUGAAAACUCCCAUGGACCUGACGAUCCGCACCGGGGCGAUGGCCCGGCUGGAGUGCGCUGCCGAGGGGCACCCCGCGCCGCAGAUCUCCUGGCAGAAGGACGGCGGCACGGACUUCCCUGCGGCGAGAGAGAGGAGGAUGCACGUCAUGCCCGAGGAUGAUGUGUUCUUCAUUGCGAACGUCAAAAUCGAAGACAUGGGAAUCUACAGCUGCAUGGCACAAAACGUGGCGGGCGGUUUGUCAGCAAACGCCACGCUGACUGUGCUGGAAACCCCCUCCUUCAUGAGGCCCCUGGAGGACCGGACGGUAACCCGCGGUGAGACCGCUGUCCUGCAGUGCAUCGCGGGGGGCAGCCCUGCCCCUCGCCUCAACUGGACUAAGGACGACGGCCCCUUGACAGUCACAGAGCGGCAUUUUUUUGCUGCGGCCAAUCAGCUCCUCAUCAUUGUGGAUGCUGGACUCGAGGAUGCAGGGAAAUACACGUGCAUCAUGUCCAACACGCUGGGCACCGAGCGUGGCCAUAUCUACCUCAACGUCCUGGCUUCCCCCAACUGCGACUCCUCACAGGGCGGCGUUGGCCACGAGGAGGACGGCUGGACAACGGUGGGCAUCGUGAUCAUCGUGGUGGUGUGCUGCGUGGUGGGGACCUCGCUGGUGUGGGUUAUCGUCAUCUACCACAUGAGGAGGAGGAGUGAAGAUUACAGCAUCACUAACACAGAGGAGAUGAACCUGCCCGCAGACAUUCCCAGUUACCUGUCGUCGCAGGGAACGCUCUCGGAGCCUCAGGCGGGCUACGCGGGGGCGGGGAGCCAUCAGCAGCUGAUGCCCCCGGCCGGCGGCUACGUGCACAAAGGCACAGAUGGGGGUGCAGCACCGCUGGUGAUCUGCUCCGACUGCUACGACAACGCAAACAUCUACUCCAGGACGCGAGAGUACUGUCCCUAUGGCUACAUCUCGGAAGAGGACCCCCUGGACCAAACCCUCCCUAAUCUUAUGGUGCAGAUGCCUAAGGAAGCAUACACAGCACGCAGCCAGCACGACAGCAGCACUCUCGAUCAUCUCCUGACAGACAAAGACGUGUCUGUCUUCCUCACCAACCAGGACAAAAUAAGUGAAAAGAAGCUCUCCUCCCAGCAGAUGAACGAGCCCUUUCAGAUCCCCUUAUGGGGAGGAAGCAAAGACCUGGCGCGCUCCCACCCGCACUUCCUGCAUCAGCAGUCGGCCCGUGAGACCCCGCAGCCCCUGCGAAGCGAGGGCAUCGCUGACAGCGACCGGGAACACGCAACGUCACCCAGACCCUGCCACAGGGUACGUGAACACAGCUUUGAUUUUAGUAGGACACGGAGCGUUCAUGACUAUAGUGAAACCACGUAA
Mesitornis unicolor (brown roatelo) is the source of this 2877-nucleotide messenger RNA. It is a transcript of the gene LRIG2, whose product is annotated as leucine-rich repeats and immunoglobulin-like domains 2. Gene Ontology annotation, molecular function: protein binding. NCBI's taxonomy places the organism in Eukaryota, Metazoa, Chordata, Aves, Mesitornithiformes, Mesitornithidae. The transcript is spliced from 17 exons. The coding region runs from base 1 to 2877 and encodes 958 amino acids. The record is from RefSeq and is a predicted model, not a curated record.